Vespula pensylvanica (western yellowjacket) is the source of this 1968-nucleotide messenger RNA. RefSeq lists its product as uncharacterized. The record is from RefSeq and is a predicted model, not a curated record. The transcript has 2 exons. NCBI's taxonomy places the organism in Eukaryota, Metazoa, Arthropoda, Insecta, Hymenoptera, Vespidae. Bases 175 to 1968 code for a protein of 597 amino acids.
UCCUUUUUGACAAGGACUGCAAACCCUUGGACGUAGGUACAAAUACUGGUUGCUCAUCGCACAGCACUGCAUUUUCAAUUUUCUCUAGUAUAACGUAACUUGAAAUCUUUCGUGUAUUUCGUUCGAAGUGUAUCUUGGUUUAUUUUCGUCGCCUUUACAAUACAAAUCAUCAAGAUGAACACGUAUCAUCAAAAUUUGUGUGAGAGCUCAUCGGAAGAGAUCUCGAAAAAUCUUAAGAGGAACUCUAACAUGAAACAUAUUGAACAAACAUGGAUUAAAAAGAUUGAAACUGACAAACCUAAGAAAUAUCGGCCAAUGUUGCAUACCACGUAUAAAAACUUUGAAAAUAAUAUCUACAAAGUCCCUUUGAGAGUACCAGUUAUGUUUAAUCCACCUUCGCAAACAGAUUUAGAAACAGUAAUUCGUGAAUUCGAAAACAAUUUCUUGAAACCAACGGAAGUUGAUACAUCGAAUAAUUCAACGAAGAACAAGAGCUUCGUAAAAAAAAUCGUCGCAGCAUUCGAAGAAAAGUAUAAGGCGUACAAUGAAUCGAAGAUCGAGGAAGACGUUAGAGCUAUUCUCGAUAAUCGAGAAUUAUUUAUAAAAAUGGAGAAAACAAGUCAUGUGCCUAAAAAAAAUUUAAAUACUUUCGCGAGUACUUCGAAAAUUUGUAGACCGGGUAGCAGUAAAGAAAAUGAUGAUGAUACGUACGCGUCAUUCAGUUCCCCAGAAAAAAAGGAAUACGAAAAGAACUUGUGGAAAUCAACCUGGCCCAGCUCGUUUAAAUCUAGUACUCCGAAAGAAAGUAAAUUUAUAAAAAUAAUGACCGAUAGAUAUCACCCCGAUGAAGAAUUGCCUUCGGGAAUUAACGAUGAUGAACUGAAUGAAGAAUUCAAGGAAAAUUUUGCAGAAACUUCGAAAUCUCUGAAAAUGUCUCAAAAAAAUGUGAAUCUUGGUAAAGAAUUGAAUUUCGAUAACAAUCUAAAAUAUAAUACAGAAUUGCAGACUAUCCAUAAUGAUUUAAUGAUCGAAGAAGUAAAGAUCGUGGCUUCUACGUCGAGAAAUAGGAUGCAUACAAAUUUAAAGAAGGAAUCGGUCGAAGAGGAAGAAGCUGAUAUCGAUUGGUCACCGCCAAUAGAAAAGGAACCAUCGCGAAAAAAACCUUUGAAAAAGUUAUUGUCAAAAUUAGCAAUUGUCAAAAAAUCUAAAAAGGCGUUUAUAUUUCAAAAUGUGAACAAAGAGUGCCAAGAUUCCGGCUAUGACGAAAUGUAUUUAUCAUCUUCUUCGUCGAAUAAAUCGACGCCUGAAAAUAGUAAAUCUAGUUUUUUUAGAAAGAAGUUAUAUCCUUCGAAAUCGCGAAGUUCAGCCGUAAAAAAAUCGAACGAAGCUUUAAAAAAAAUCACUAACACGGAUCUAGCAAAAAAUUCGACGGAUAAAAAGUCUACUGCGGAACCGACGACUUCGACUUAUUAUUCUCUUUCUACACUGACAAUUCCAAAAUAUAUUUUUGAUAACUCUAUUACUGUGUCGGAAACAGAUGACACGUCGGCUAUAAAAUGUUGUUCGACCAGUUCUUUAUCGGCUUGUGUUGACAAGAAUUGCUCAACUUUAGAAGCGGACGAAUUAGAAGAACUCAAAAAAUUACAGUAUCCACGUGAUGUUCCUACAAAAUUCUUUUCUCAAUCGGAUUCAAGAAUAAACGAGCUCCGUGCUUAUAUCGAUACGAAGGAGAAGGAAUUGUUAUACAAUUUGCCUAAACCACGUCGCAGACCAGCAACGACUAGCUUCUACGAGGACGUGUUAUCUUUGAGAAGGAGGAUGGGAUCUAUACCCAAUUUUUAUGCCUGCCCAGAACAUGACAAUCCGCCUUACGCAACGAUCAAACGUGGACAUAAAUGUAAAUUUUGCGACAACGACAGACAAAGACUUUUUGAUGAGAUACAACCUGAUUUGAAUACUUCCUUGUAA